This is a messenger RNA of Gryllus bimaculatus (two-spotted cricket), 7302 nucleotides long. The record is from the annotation of a GenBank genome assembly. Lineage: Eukaryota; Metazoa; Arthropoda; Insecta; Orthoptera; Gryllidae.
UAUAAACCGACCGACGAUCGAGACGCUUUCCCUACGCCUUGUCUCUUCAUCGUCAGCAGUCGUUCUGGUUGGACGUGUUGUUACCUAUCUCUGUAAACAAUGGCAGAAAAUCAGGAAUAUGAAAUGGGAAAUGGUGAAUUUGAGCAAGAUGGUGGUGAUCAGAAAUUUCAAACAGAUGAGCAAAUGAACGGAGAAGGCGAUGGAGGAAAUGAAACUGGCGGUGGCGGUGAUGCGCCAGCCGAUAGUGGAAGCGCUGAGGCACCCGGACGUGACGACGACAGGAAAUUGUUUGUUGGUGGAUUGAGCUGGGAAACUACAGAUAAGGAACUUAGAGAGCACUUUCAAACAUAUGGUGAUAUUGAAAGUAUAAAUGUCAAGACUGAUCCCAACACUGGGCGAUCACGAGGAUUUGCAUUUAUUGUCUUUUCAUCUGCAGAGUCUAUAGACAAGGUCUUGUCUGCUGGUGACCACAUAAUAAAUAACAAAAAGGUAGAUCCCAAAAAAGCCAAGGCCAGGCAUGGGAAAAUAUUUGUUGGUGGACUUGUUCCAGAAUUGUCAGAUGAUGAUAUAAAGAACUUCUUCGCCCAGUAUGGAACAAUUGUAGAUGUGGAGAUGCCCUUCGACAAAACAAAGAACCAGCGAAAAGGCUUCUGUUUUAUUACAUUCGAGUCCGAACAAGUUGUUCAAGAACUCCUUAAGUCACCUAAGCAGAGUAUUAAUGGGAAAGAGGUUGAUGUGAAGAAGGCCACCCCCAAACCAGACGGUAUGGGAGGAAUGAGAGGUGGCCGAGGUGCCAGGGGGGGCCGUGGUAGAGGGAGAGGAGGUAGGGGAACGCGAGGUGGAGGAUAUGGCGGCCAAGGCUGGGGAAACCAAGGAGGAUAUGGUGGCUACGGUGGAUAUGACCAAGGAUAUGGUGGUUAUGACUAUUAUGGAAGUGGAUAUGGAAACUAUGGAGGAUAUGGUGGUUAUGAUUACUCAGGAUAUUCAGGAUACGGCAAUUAUGGCCUGCCGAUCUUUAUUAUUUGCGUAUAAAAAAAGUUCUGUGUAAUUUUCUUUAUCAAACCAAUUAGGAAAUGGUCAUGGAAGCUCCCCCAAAUCCCCAAAUGGUAAAGGAAGCUCCUCCUAACCCACAAUGUGUGGGUCGUGAAUUUGUGCGCCAAUACUACACUUUGCUGAAUGCAUGCCCAGCUCAUCUACACAGAUUUUAUAACAACCAUUCUUCAUUUGUGCAUGGCGGGCUGGAUGCUCCCAACCGUGAAACGAAACCUGUUGUUGGCCAAAAGCAAAUUCAUCAAAAAAUUCAGCAGUUAAAUUUCAGGGAUUGUCAUGCUAAAAUCAGCCAAGUGGACUCUCAAGCCACGUUGGGAAAUGGUGUGGUGGUGCAGGUUACUGGAGAAUUGUCUAAUUGUGGACAGCCAAUGCGAAGGUUCACUCAAACAUUUGUUUUGGCCGCUCAAUCUCCAAAGCAGUAUUAUGUGCAUAAUGAUAUUUUCCGCUACCAGGAUAUAAUGUUCAGUGAUGAAGAAGUUGAACAAGAUUCUGGACAUUCAGCGGCUGAGGAGGAUGUUGAGCCUGAACAUGCUCCUAAACCUGAGGCCAUUGUUCCUAACCAGCAAAUGCAGCCUCCUCAAACUAUGGCUUACUAUACUGCUACCACUGCUGCUGCUGCCGCUGCUGCUGCUGGCAAUGCUGCUCCGGUAAAUCCUCAGCCUCCACCUCAGAUGGCGGCUACAUUGCCUCAUCAGUUGGCUUCGGGUGGAGUUGCUGCAGCUGCAGCUCCCCCUCCCCCGCAGUCAGUGGUGAGUGCUCCUGUGGCAGCUGUAGUCAAUGGCUCAGCUCACCCAGAGGAAGUGAUAUCUGCUUCUGCACCUGCCCAGCCAGUUCCUCAACCUCCUAUUCCAACAUUGGCGCCCAUGCCUCAACCUGUUCCUAUCCAGCCUGCGCCGGCUCCCUUGACACCAGCCCCACCUGCACACCCUGCUCCAGAAGAGGAGCCAGAGCAGGAGCAAGGUGCUGAAGAUGAAGGGGAAGGUUGGGGAGAUGUGCCUGAAGUGACAGCGGAGGAGGAGAAAGAAAAACAGACUCAGGAAAAUGCAGAAGAGACCAUUCAUCAUACACCAGAGACAGCCUCUAGUGAGCCAAAAACAUAUGCAAACUUAGUGAAGUCUGGGGUCAGCACUAGUUCAUCAUUCUCAUCUGCUAUCUCCACUUCUCCUAAUGUGCCAGCUAAACCACCAUCAUCACCGCCUCCUAGUGCACAACGACCACUGGAUUCCCGUGAAAAUGUGCCUGUCUCAACGAUGCCUAGUGGGGGUAGUGGAGGCCUUGGUCUUGGUUCUAGAGGUGCCAGACGUGGAGGUGGUAAUGUUCGUGGCAUGGCCCGACCAGAUCGAGGGACACCGGGGAGAGGAAAUUUCAAUGAAGAUUCUAGCACUGCCGGUGGAGAUGGUCAUAAUCGGCGAAUGGGAAAUGUUACCCAGCAGUAUGCAGACACUCAACAACUGUUCAUGGGCAACCUUCCUCAUCAAGCCACUGAAGAUGAUUUGAGGGAAUUAUUCAGCAAGUAUGGACCAAUAAUUGAUUUGCGUAUACAUAGCAAACACAAUUCUAAGAACAUGCCUGGUAACAGAGUUCCCAACUAUGGUUUUAUUGUAUUUGAGAGUGCAAAUACUGUACAAGCAGUACUAAAUAGCCGACCUAUUUACUACCCAGAUGAGACAGGGCAAAAAUUGAAUGUGGAAGAAAAGAAAACAAAAGUUCGUUCCAUGGAUGGCACUCGAAUGGGUUCGGGUGGAGAUACCAUGCUAGGAGGAGGACGCCCCAACAGUGGAAUGGGCGGUGGGCGUGGUGCCCCUGGUAUGAUGCGUGGUGGUCCAGGCAUGCAUCGUGGUGGUGGGCGUGGAGGAUUUUCUCGUGGAGAUGGCCGUGGUGGUGGGAUGAACAGGGCUGGUUACACCCGACGUUAACAUCCCACCACUUAACCAAUAAGUUAGUCCCUGUGUUAAACAAGCGCGCAAUUCCUCAGUCUAGUGGAAGUAAUAUCAAAGUUCAAUUUUCCAGAACAGGGAGCUUUUCCUUUUUUUUUCUUUUUUUUAAAUUUUUUAUUUAUGAACUUUAUUAAUAAUCACCACUUGAUUGAACACAGUUGAUUUAUCAUGAAAACCAACAUGUUUACGAGUAAAGAUUGAAAUUGCGCGCAAUUUGCCAUUUGUUACUGUCACCAUGAACCAGUAUACUGCAACUCAAGACUUUGACUGACGAAAUAAACGGGUUCCCUUUAUCUGUAGUCUACAUUCCCCUUUAAAAUUAAGAUGGAAUUUACUGUCUGAACUGUUGUAUUCUAUAUACCACAAGCGAAUUUAUGUGGUAGAGAAUUGACAGGAACUGUUUUGUUUGUGGACAAGUGAUACUUAAAUUUAAAGGGGAAGGCAUGCAAUAGCCAAUAGGAGAAAAGGAAGCCGUAACCACGUUCUUUUUAAGUAGCUAUGGACAGAAAGCUGUUGGUAGGUGAUGCUAGCACAUUCACGAAAAUAUUUUGAAUGUUGGUGCUGUUUUUCUUUUCAUUUUAAUAUUGGCAUGAAAAGGAAAUGGGAAGUGUGGUUAGUCUUGAUUAAUUUCUGUUUACUUGAAUGAUUUUUCAUAUUAAGGACAGUUCAGUAAUCAGUUUCUCCCAAUGAACUGCAACUUCAAGCAGUGAAUGUUUUGCUUGUUUGGGGGGAGGAGAUAGAAACCUCUCACUGUGCAAAAUGCUGAAUCAUCUUUGGAAUGUUGUUAGAUGAAUUGGCAUAUGUGAUCAUUAACUUAUUAUUACCACGAGGUUGUAGGUGGCUGCGUUUUUUUUAUAUAUAUUUUUUUUAAGUUGUGCUGUGUUGUGAUUAGUGAAUGGACAUUGUGUGGUGUUGAAAGUAUUGAAGACUUGGAAAAAUGCAUAACAAAAAAAACAACAAACAUUUGUUUUGUGCAAGGAGUAAUAGAGUGGAACAAAUAAUCAGAAAUAAGAUUAGUUUGUUUUGCUGAGUUAUGUAUUUCAGUGUCUUGCAAGUUGUGAUGGAUCUUUUUAUUAGACAUUCUGUGUCUUGAUUUUGCCUAAGAAUGGAUCAUGAGUGUUAUUUGGAACACAAGUUUCCUCCAAGCCCCCCUUCUUGCUGUCAUCAAUAUUGUUUACUAUUUCCCUGUGAUAAUAACUUAAUAAAUGCUUCCCUUUUAAGUUUAUUUCUGUAUGCUCAUUUUAGGAAAUUUAAAUGUAACAAUUUGGAAAUGUAUUGUCUUUUUUUCUAAAGUCGUUAUAAUCUUCAUUCCUUGAGGAAAAUAGAAUGUACAACUUUCCUCUAGUCAAUACAUGAAGAACAUCAUUGUUUUGGUAUUGCAGUGUAAGAUUGUUUUCAAUUAGGAAAUGAAUGUUGGUAUGUUUGAGCUGAUGAGUAGCCAUUCUUCCCCUUCCUACUCCUUGCACAAUCCUUUGUUCUAUCCUGUUUCACUUGCAAUUGACUGCAGUUUGUAAAUUAAGUUGUGUAAAUUUGGAAGUUGAAGUUCAUGGAUUGGUUUUCAAAACAAGUGAGUUACAGUUUCAAGAUAAUCUUUGCAGUAAUGACUACAGAGGACAGGCAGAAUUUGCUUAAGUCCUACAGCUGUGCUCUAGUGUUUUACAUAGUAUGUGAUAACCACAUGUAGGUCAGUUGUCUGUGUUAUACAGGUGACUUGUGCAUUUGGUACGAAAAUGUGUUGGUGUUCUUAAUUAACAGUUUUUCCCCUGCUUGUAAGUUUGUGUGUGAUUAUUUAGCAAGGACACUAAUUAUAUUAACAAAUCAGGUGCUAGAACCAAUACCAUGAGCUCAAUUUAUCAUUGUGACAAAUGCUGUCUAAAAAAAUGGAAGCAUGAAUCCUACAAAUUUUGUUUGUUUUAUUUGGGUUAAUUAACUACUAGUGGGGCCUUAUUCAUGUUAUCCUCUUCUUUGACGUUUUAUACGACCGCUUACUAAUUUGACUAAAAGACUAAUUUGUCUACAGGUUUGUGAGGAUUUUUUAAAAAAAAUUCUUUGUUGCUACAUAAUAAAAAUACCAACUGUAAAAAAUUGGUUAUAUUGGUAUAUCAUCAAUUAUGAGUUGAUGGGUAAGAAUUCUGUUAAAAUUAUAUUUGAAUUGUGCUUUUUCAAGCUUACUGGUUCUGUGCCUCAUUCCUUUAUUCUGAGACUGUCUAGUGCAACUCAUAUCAGACACUUAAUAUUAGUGUGCAGUGCAAAUGCAAAAUGUCCACAUGGGAAACGAUAGGCCUAUGACAGAAUUAUCAUAUACUGUUCGAAAGUUUGGCAAAAGUGCUUUUUCCAGUCAGUAAAAUUUUCCAUCAAAGGAAGGUGCAACCUGCUGGUAGAGCUUGCAACUUAACUGUGUAUAAAAAUGGCUGUCAAGAAAAAGGAUUUAUAUCACCUUUGUGCAUUCAAGUUCGAAGUUCCGUAUAGCAUGAAGGUGAAAUAGCAUUACUAGAAGAAACAACUUGCGUUCUUCUGCCCUGGAGGUACAGAAUGCGUUAUCACUGAUGUGUUCAAGUAAGCUGUGCUUCUUUGAGUUUUAUUGACUAUUACUGUUGUGCUCAAGAUUAAAGUAAUUACUCUGUAUAUAUGGAAAUAACAUUGUGUACAUGAUAUACUGGUAUAACUUUGCAUUAGCAAUAUGGGUUGAGAUUUGAAUUCUAGGGGUGGUAAUUCUGAACAAUUCAAUUGUGGGUGGCCCUCACAAUUUCUGUGAAACAUUGUGCCCUUCCAAUAUUAAUGGAUGAGUGACUGGCUGGCUGGGUUCUGAAGUACAACUUGAAAAUGUACUUAAUAAAAGGGUAAAGGAGUAUACUCUGUUAAGGCAAGCUUAAACUACUCAUCUAUUUUCAUUUGGAAGUAGCUGUGCUGUACAUUUGUGCUAUGGCUCUGUUACUUGGGCUUUUUGAGUUAAUUCAUGAGAAUUACUCAACAUGGAACACAUUGAAGAAAGCAUCUUGUUCUCAAGUGCCCUGUGAACUUUCUGAGAACACUGCAACUGAAUACUCACAUUACCUUCUAAAGAUGCCUUUUUUUUUAAGCAUCUUUCGAAAAUACGACAUGGACAACUGACAACUACUUGAUAUGCAUUCAUGCAGACAGGAUCUCCUUAUAGACUGUAAUUUCAUUAAUUUCUGUGAUAAGGCAUAUAUUCAUUUAAUCGUUGGUGUGCAUAGAUUGGGGUACAUAGCUGUUGCCUUGAGCAAUACUCUUAACCACUAACUCAAAUGCUUUGACGAAUAUUCAGUUUGUUUAGUUUGGCAACAAUAUGUCCUCCAGUUGCAUCAUGCAAUUUUAGAACUGAAGCAUUAGUGUGCUCCGUAACAAGCUAUUAAGCACAUAAAACAAGAUUUAUACAAUGUUGUUGUUUUGAAACAUUGCAACUUUUUGUCGUAACUCAAGUACACCAAUGCAAAAAGGACAUAUGUAGUUUCAAUAAUUUUCGUUAGCUAGGAGCUACGCUUGCAUUUUGUGACUAGUUUUUAUUCUGUUCAAGAAAAAGAACAAAUUUUCAAAUCGUAAUAGAAAUGAAUUAUCCUUUAUUAGAGUUGUAUAUGUUCAAUUUAAUAAUCAUUGCAAUUCCUUUUUUCAUAAUGUGAUAAUUUAUUGACUGCUGCAUGGACUAUUUGCCCUUAUGUAUCUACAUCAACACAAUUGUAAUUUAACGUGCCUGAAAUAGUUAAUAAAAAGUAUUCCAAUAAACAACAUAGUUUUUAUAUCCUAAUAAUGUGCUUUUCUUUCAUGGUUAUUUUUCAUGUUUUCAUAGAACUUGUAGAAGAGGUUGACAAGUUCAAAUAUCUAGAUUAUUGCAAGUGUGUUGUUAUAUUUAGAUGUGCAUUUUGUAAUAAUGUAGAGUUAUAGAAUUAAUGUUUUAUUAUUGUGGGUGCGAGCUCUAGGUAUUUUAUUGAGCGUAUGUAAAAGCAUUUUUGUAUUGUGUGGGCUCUUUAAAAUCAAUAUAUUGCUCCCUUCCCCUUACCUAAGCUUCUCUCUCCAUUUAUGACUAUUGUUCAGGAACCCUACAGAAAUUCUUUGUCUCUCCUAAUUAAACAGUCACUCCAACCACUCCCUUUCUCCCGUUCCCUGUAUGAGGGAGAGGUACAAAACUAAAGUAGCCAAAGAAUCACACAAAAUCACCAAUGGAAUGAUAAAUCCUUCAAUGAAGACUGGGGUUUGCAGCACAAAUCUCAUGAGCUUCCUUUCUUUUGGGACUGUUUUGAAAAAUAAAGGUUUUCAUUAAUAAAAAUGUAUCUUGUGAUCAAACUUCAAAAAUUAUUUU